Panicum hallii is the source of this 582-nucleotide messenger RNA. RefSeq lists its product as uncharacterized. The transcript is spliced from 2 exons. The coding region runs from base 113 to 388 and encodes 91 amino acids. The record is from RefSeq and is a predicted model, not a curated record. Lineage: Eukaryota; Viridiplantae; Streptophyta; Magnoliopsida; Poales; Poaceae.
UUUCUCCGCUUUCAAGUUGCAGUCUUGCGGUUCGGCGUUCGGCGCUCAAAGCUAAACCCUAGCUCAAACCCCGACUAGCCGGCGGCGGCAGUAGAGCGAGGGAUACCCGGAGAUGCCGCCGGCGGCUGCGGUUGCGUCGGCUGUGGAGAGGCUACAGGCGGCGGCGCAGGACGCGGCCAACUCCUCGUCACGCUCGGCCGCCGCGUUCUCCGAGCAGGCGCAGCAGGUCCUCGUGCCCAGGGCCGCCGGCCGGGUUGUUUCUUUGUCGAUGUGUACAAAGGUCAGCGCUAUUAGCUUUGCAGUUGGUGUGGUGGUAGGGUUCACGCUCAAGAAAAGGUUGCGCCGAUGGGCUGCUAGAGUGCUGAAGAGAAUCAAGGACGAUGAUUAGUGCAAUCUUUUUCUCAUUGCCUCCAGACUUUGUUCAGAACUAUGGCUGCUUAGUACUUCAGGAUGUUCUCAAGCUGACUCUUUGAGCGGUUCCAUAGAUUUGCUUUGAAUGUAAGUUUAUGAAUAUUACAGUAAUGUGGAAUGUGCAAAUGGUGAUAUUAUGUUGCUAAUAGCAGGGGUAUGAAUUGGUUGCCA